This is a messenger RNA of Gadus morhua (Atlantic cod), 1430 nucleotides long. Its product is annotated as PAK4-inhibitor inka2-like. Bases 195 to 1316 code for a protein of 373 amino acids. The transcript is spliced from 3 exons. Gene Ontology annotation, molecular function: protein kinase binding; protein serine/threonine kinase inhibitor activity. Gene Ontology annotation, cellular component: nucleus. Lineage: Eukaryota; Metazoa; Chordata; Actinopteri; Gadiformes; Gadidae. The record is from RefSeq and is a predicted model, not a curated record.
GGAGCGUAGCGCCGCCUCCCUCACUCUAUCCGUCUCCGCCUAGCGUCUUCACCGUCAGUCUCCUCCGGCUCGUCCGCUUGUGUUAUUCGGUCAGCAUCAACAGGUCCGAGGAGCCAAUGACCGUUCAUAUUUAAUAUCACUUAAAUUAUCUUUGGAUUCAAGGAUUCAAGGAUCAGGACUCUUAAGGAUAGAGAAUGGUGCAGAUGAGAAGUAAAGGAAUGCUCUGCCUGCAGGACUCCGGGGGGGUCUGUCUCCGGGAGCAGGUGGACUACAUGAGGCGCUCGCUCCAGGACCUGAGGCAGCUCCGGAGGGCCUCGCCGGCCCCGCCCCCCCUCGCCCCCGCCACGCCCCCCCCAGCCCCCGCCAUGCCCCCCUCCUCCUGCCGCCGCCCGGCCCGCCCCCUGCGGCUCGGCCAACGGCGUGAGAUGCACGCCAGGCUGCGCUUGUCGAACGCCAGUACGGCCAGUACCACCAGUACCACCAGCACGGCCAGCACAUACGACUCAGCAUGCUGCCUGGCUAGCCCCCUAGAGGAGGAGGAACAGGAGGAGGAGGAGGGCGGCCGGGCCGACUCGGGCCUGGGCCUCCGUCCAGGUCCGGGUCGGGGGCGGGGUCAGGGUCCGGGGUCACCCGUCAGCGAGCGGAGCCUGGAGCUGGACUCGGGGUACUCGGAGGCGUCGUGGCGCGACGAGGCCGCGGUGCUGCGCCGGAGCAGGAACGUGCGGGUGUCAGCCUCCGCCUGCCUGCGCACCAACCGGACGGGCCAGGGGGGCCGGAGCCGGCCCAAGUCCACGUCGGACGCCUGCCUGGAGAACUGGACGCCGUUCGACGCGGGCGACGCCACCGACUGGACCAACUCCCUGCUGACCCGCGGACGCAACCGCCGGCCGCUGGUGCUGGGGGACAACAGCUUCGCAGACCUCCUCCAGACCUGGAUGGAGCUGCCCCCCGGGGGGCCCGAGGGGCCCGCCCGGCCCCAGGGGGGUCAGGGGCCCGCGGCACCGGCCCGGGGGUUCUUGGGGAACAUGAGGAGGAAGUGGGCGGGGAUCUCCAAGAACGUGGAGGACCGGGUCAGGAUGAGGUCUACCGAGUCCCGGGCGGACCGGACGGUCAACGCCCCAAAGCGCCUCUCCUGCCCGGUGGGCGUGGCCCCGCUGGGCGUGGCCCCGCACGGCGAGCAGACGCCCUUCUUCCAUCAGUCCCUCUCGGUUCUGAGCGAGGCGCAGGACCCCUCAGACUACUUCCACUUCAGAGCUCUGAUGAAGUCUGGCAGCCGGCAGCCAAUCAUCUGCAGCGACCUCAUCGGAUACAUCUGAAACGUCUGUUUCGUCAAUAAACAGAACCUUUCCUCCAUGUCACUUUAUUUUAUUGCUCGACAAUGUCCACACAUCUGUGCUCUAAAUAAAAUGUAUUUUUGAUAUUUAAAAUAG